Heterotrigona itama is the source of this 521-nucleotide messenger RNA. The record is from the annotation of a GenBank genome assembly. Lineage: Eukaryota; Metazoa; Arthropoda; Insecta; Hymenoptera; Apidae.
AAAGCUUCAUCAUCUAGGGAUGAAUCGCGUCGAUUUGAAAGUGGUUUUACUGGGUAACGCAGCUGUAGGAAAAACAAGUCUCGUAGAACGUUUCGUAAAUGAAAGGUUUAAUGAAAGUCUGUCUUAUCAAAACAUAUGAUGCCAUGAGUAGGAUAUAUUACCGUGGGGCAAAGGCUGCUAUUAUCUGUUAUGAUAUCACAAAAUCGAAUACAUUUCAAAGAGCAAAAUUCUGGAUAAGAGAGCUUAGAACAGUUGAAGAAGGAUGUAAAAUAUACAUUUGUGCAACGAAAAAUGAUAUUUUAAAGCACGGUGCAGUUCCAUCUCCUGAUAUAAAUGUUGUAGAAACAUAUGCUGCUGGCAUUCAAGCUAAAUUUUUUACAACAUCAAGUAAAACUGGAGAGAAUGUUGCUAAGUUGUUUAAUGAAAUUGCACAAGAUUUUAUGUCUGAUCCAAAUAAUGUACAAAAAGUCGAAGAGGUAAUUGAUAUAAGUAAUGAGUCCAAAGGAACAUAUUGUUGUCAA